Messenger RNA from Dichotomopilus funicola, 1122 nucleotides. Its product is annotated as putative GDP-mannose 4,6 dehydratase. Gene Ontology annotation, biological process: GDP-mannose metabolic process. Bases 1 to 1122 code for a protein of 373 amino acids. The transcript has 7 exons. Gene Ontology annotation, molecular function: GDP-mannose 4,6-dehydratase activity. The record is from RefSeq and is a predicted model, not a curated record. Gene Ontology annotation, cellular component: cytoplasm. NCBI's taxonomy places the organism in Eukaryota, Fungi, Ascomycota, Sordariomycetes, Sordariales, Chaetomiaceae.
AUGAGCGAAAUGCUAAAAAGCGAGGAUUCUGCUAGCGAUGUGCCGAAAACUGCGCUAAUCACGGGCAUCACAGGACAGGAUGGAUCAUACCUUGCCGAACUGCUUCUGGAGAAAGGUUACAGAGUCCAUGGGCUAGCGCGGCGGAACGCGUCACAAGAGGGCGUCAACAUGAAGAACCUUAGAUCCAUCCAGUCCAAAAUCACCAUCCAUAAGGGCGACAUCACCGACCCUUUUAUCCUGAUCCAACUGCUCCGCACCAUCCAACCUCACGAGAUCUACCACCUCGCCGCCCAGUCCCACGUCACCCAGUCUUUCACAACACCAGACCACACUUUCCAAGUCAACACCACAGGCACGCUGAAUCUCCUGCAAGCGGUCGUGGUUUGCGGCCUACAAAGCAAAACGCGGAUCUACAACGCCGCAACAUCCGAACUCUUCGGCGGCACCACGACCCCCAACACCAUGCUCACCGAGGACUCCCCCUUCGAGCCGAAAUCGCCGUAUGCCAUCUCCAAGCUAGCAGCGUACUGGCUGGUGCGCAACUACCGCGAGGCACACGGCCUGUGGGCGGUCAAUGGCAUUCUCUUUAACCACGAGUCCUCACGGCGAGGAAGCGGAUUCGUAACCAUGCGCAUCGCUCGCGCGGCCGCUAGCUACGCCCUCAACCUCAACCCCCCAAACCCCCCCUCCUCCUCAAACCCGCCCCCCCUCACACUCGCAGGCAUCAACAUGGCACGCGACUGGGGCCACGCGCGCGACUACGUGCGCGCCAUCUGGAUGAUGCUCCAGCAGGACUCGCCGCCGCCAUGGGACAUGCUUAUUGCGACGGGGCAGCAGCGGACUGUGGGGGGGUUUGUUGAGGCUGCGUUUGGGCGGGUGGGCGUUACGUUGCGCUGGGUGUACGGUCCAGACAUGAAGGUCACUGGCGCGGUGGACGCGAACACCGGCCGGAAGGUGUUGCAGAUCGACCCGUCCUUGGAAAGGGCGGUUGAAGUGCCUUGUCUGCUUGGGGACAGCACACUCGCACGGGAGGUGCUUGGGUGGGAGCCGACCACUCCCUUUGAGACUCUCGUGGCAGAGAUGGUUGAUUCGGAGCUAGAGAGACUAGAAAGGAUGCAAUAA